Messenger RNA from Melospiza georgiana, 1374 nucleotides. It is a transcript of the gene ARID3C, whose product is annotated as AT-rich interaction domain 3C. Lineage: Eukaryota; Metazoa; Chordata; Aves; Passeriformes; Passerellidae. Gene Ontology annotation, cellular component: nucleus. Gene Ontology annotation, biological process: regulation of transcription by RNA polymerase II. Gene Ontology annotation, molecular function: DNA binding. The record is from RefSeq and is a predicted model, not a curated record. The coding region runs from base 1 to 1374 and encodes 457 amino acids. The transcript has 8 exons.
AUGGUGGAAAACCCCAGCCUGGCGGCCAAACCCGCCCUGCCGGCCGCCCCGCCGCGGGGGCCGGGACCGGCGGGGGGGCUGCGCUUGGCCGCCGUGAUGGAGAGCCUGCAGCGGCAGCAGGCGGCCCGCCUGGCCCGCGGCCCCGACGGCGCUCCCCGACGGCCCCCGCGGGAGCCCGGCCCCGGCCCCGGGCCGCCGCCCGCCGCUCCCCGCCGCCGCCCGGCCCCCGGCCCGCGCCCGCCGCUCGCCGCUGCCGGGGAGGAGGAGGAGGACGAGGAGGACGAAGAGGAAGAGGAGGAAGACGGGGAGCCCCGCGAGCCACCGCCGCCACCGCACCACGAAUGGACCUACGAGGAGCAGUUCAAGCAGCUCUAUGAACUGGAUGAGGACCCGAAACGCAAGGAAUUCCUGGAUGACCUCUUUGGCUUCAUGCAGAAGAGAGGAACACCAGUGAACCGCAUCCCCAUCAUGGCCAAGCAAGUGCUGGACCUGUACACGCUGUACCAGCUGGUGACAGACAAGGGUGGCCUGGUUGAAGUCAUCAACAAGAAGAUCUGGCGGGAGAUCACCAAGGGCCUCAACCUACCUACCUCCAUCACCAGUGCUGCCUUCACCCUCCGCACACAAUACAUGAAGUACCUAUAUCCCUACGAAUGUGAGAAGCGGGCGCUCAGCUCUCCCGGAGAGCUCCAAGCUGCCAUCGACAGCAACCGUCGGGAGGGGCGCAGGCAGACUUUUGGCACAGCACUCUUCAACUACUCGCCAGCCAGCACCCCAACCCUGCUGGGCACCCCCAAAAUGCCUCUGCCAGCUCUUAGCAUCUCCACUCACAGCUGUGGCCAGCUCAGCCAAGUGCACAGCGUUAAGAAAGAGGACGGAAUGCUGGCAGCAUCAGUGCCGGGGCGCAUUGCUAUCCCAGUGGGACUGGCCAGCCACCAUCUCACAGCAGCCCAAGCAGCAGCUGCCUCACAGGCAGUGGUGCUGGAGCAGCUGCGGGAGAAGCUGGAGACAGGAGAGCCCCCAGAGAAGAAGGUGGCCCUGACAGCAGAGGAGCAGCAGCGGAUGGUGCAACACGCGCUCCAGCACAACCUCCUGGCCAUGGCCUCCCAGUUCCCCAUGAACAUCAAGAUCUCCAACCGAGAUGACAGACAGGAGACCGCAUUGAACCUGUCCACCAACAGCAUUAGCAGUAUCAACAUGUCAAUAGAAAUAAAUGGAGUUGUCUACACAGGUGUCCUGUUCGCCCGCCGGCCCUCAGCCACCCUGGCACCUGGUGGAGGGAGCACCCAGACCCGUCCAAACCCCAUGCCUGCCCCAAACCCCCUGCUCUCAGCCUCCUCUCAAAGCCACACUCCCACUACCACCUCGCUGUAA